AUGAAAUCAUUAUUCUUGAUAUAUUUUCUGGUAAUUCAGAUCUGUGAGUCGGCUGUUGGAAACCCUCAACUGGAAUGGUGGCAAACAACUAUAAUUUACCAGGUAUACCCUCGGUCGUUUAAGGACAGUGAUGGGGAUGGUACAGGGGAUUUACGAGGAAUCAUCUCUAAAUUGGAUCAUUUUGUAUAUCUUGGUGUCCAGGCUAUCUGGUUAAGUCCUUUCUAUAAAUCACCUAAUAAAGACUUUGGUUAUGAUAUUUCUAACCAUACUGAUGUAGAUCCUCUGUUUGGAGAUUUAGAGGAUUUUGCGGUUUUAAUUAAUCAGGCCCACAAAAGAGAUAUUAAAGUGAUAAUUGAUUUUGUACCCAACCAUACCAGUGAUCUACAUCCCUGGUUUCAAGCCAGUAUUAAAAAACAAGAACCAUACACAGAUUUUUAUGUUUGGUCUGAAAGUAAACCAGGGCCUGAUGGAACAAGACUUCCACCUAAUAACUGGUUGAGUUUAUUUGGAGGAUCAGCAUGGAAAUGGAACCAAGACAGGCAGCAAUUUUAUUACCAUGCUUUCUUAGAAGAACAGCCUGAUUUGAAUUACAGAAACCCAAAAGUCAUAGAAGAGAUUAAAAAUGUCUUACGGUUUUGGAUGAAUCGUGGAGUUGAUGGUGUAAGAUGCGAUGCUGUAUUAUAUCUUUUAGAGUCGGAAGAUUUGUCGAACAAUGAACCAAAAUCCAACGCUGCCAAUUUUACCUCUUUUCAACAUGAAAGCCUUGAUCAUAUCUACACAUCUCACCUACCAGAAAUAAAACAAAUUAUCACUGGAUGGAAAACCAUUACCAAGGAAUACACACAAAAGGAUGGAAAGACGAGGUUCAUGGUUAUAGAAGCUUACGAAACUCCAGAAAAACGACAGGCUUUUGUUGAAUACGGAGCUGAUUUCGCCUUUAAUUUUGAUCUGAUAACCCCUAUUGGUAUAACCAGAGAUUGUGGUGGGGUUUGUAUUAAGGAUCUGGUUGAUACUGAAUAUACUGUGGUUUCUUCAGACUCCUGGCCGAACUUUCAGUUCGGGAACCAUGACAGACCACGUAUUUCAGUGAGAAGAAACCCUGAAGCGGCCAACGCUUUCAACAUGUUACUGUUAACAUUGAAAGGAACACCAACAACCUACUAUGGUGAAGAAAUUGGCAUGGAAGAAAUACAUGUCUCUUUUGAAGAUACUCAGGAUCCUUUCGGUUUGAGAUUUGGAAAGGAGAGAUAUACCGAGGUAUCUCGAGAUCCAUGUCGCUCUCCUCUACAAUGGAAUGACGGAUAUCAUAGUGGUUUUACUACAGCAAAGAAACCAUGGUUACCAGUUCACCCCAAUUAUAAAACACUCAAUAUUCAGACUCAGAUGGAAUCAGAUCACAGUCCAAUUCAACUCUACAGUCAGCUAGCUCGUUUACGUCAAGAACCAUCUUUUCAAUAUGGUGAUCUAAAUUAUGCAGUUGUUAAUGAUAAUAUAUUUUCUUAUGUCAGACAAACAGAAGGCCAGCCACAAUAUUUAGUGACUAUCAAUUUUGGUAAAUCCAAAUCAGUUGAUGAUUAUACGAGCUAUAUCCAGGGUAGGGAGGGUAAAGUAAUAGCUCAUACUGGUAAUUUGAAUAAUAAACCAUUUUAUAAACAGAAUAUAAUUAUUGAUUUAUCUCAAAUAAUAUUAAAAUCAGAUCAAGGUUUGGUUAUUGAAAUAAUAUCUACCAAAGAUGAAUUAUAA
Molecule: messenger RNA, 1743 nt
Organism: Lottia gigantea (owl limpet)
Lineage: Eukaryota; Metazoa; Mollusca; Gastropoda; Lottiidae
Exons: 8
Coding region: 1-1743 (580 amino acids)
Biological process (GO): carbohydrate metabolic process
Source: RefSeq, a predicted model, not a curated record